AUGUCUGAGCUCAAUGCAGAGCCCAGCUCCAACCCCAAAACCCACAAGGCUCACAAUGCGCUUCUCGAACGGUUUGCAUGGCCCAUAUUAUACCUAGUGGUCUUCAUGUAUAUCUUGCGAUAUACCUUCAUAUAUUGGGUGGUACUCACCAUCGGGUUCUCGUCUGCUAUCAUAGGAAUUGCAUACGUGGUACUGAGCUUUAGCGUGCAGCGUCCCGUCGAUAACAGGCGAAAACUACGCAGAUUCAAGUUCGUGCAGCCAGAGGAAUGGAAGCUCCAAGUGCUAUCGUUAAGUACCGAUAAGGCUAAGUUGGACCAACACACCACUGACUCGUUCCUCAUCUCGGAAACUAUCGACGAGUUGGUCAACUUGAUCAUCAAGUGCUUCAUUGAUGGCUGGUUCCAUCACAUCUCGUCCUCCACCUUGUUCCAGGACGACAUUCGAAUUGAGUUCAAAUCCGUGGUUGAGAAUCUCCGCCAGAGAUUAGAGACCGUGGACUAUGCAAAACUAGUGGUGUCUCGUCUUCUUCCCAUUAUCCAUGAGCAUUUCGAAAACUUUGUCAAAGCAGAACACGCAGUGUACUCCAGAGCAUCGUUGCCCAAGGCCGAUUCUUCAGAGUAUCAUAUUGCCGUUGCACAAGCCUACGAUCGGGGAAAAAUUCAUUCUGGAGUAACAAUCGGAGAAGCCACUAAUGCAAAGGAGAAGAUAUACUUAAGGGAAAAGGUGUCUUCAAUUCUCCCCUACGUUCUCUCGGAGGCAGAAAGAAACAACGAGAUUUCUCUCUCUUUAGUGACUGAAAUCUUGGCUUGUACUAUUUUGACUUCUAUCUUUCAGAUGGUGGGAGAGGGUGAUUUUUACAAUUUAUUGAUCGUCAAACUUAUUGGUGACAACUUGAAACAUAGGGGUCAAGUCAAACAGUUGAGAGCAGCAUUAGAAGAACAUACACAACAACUUACACACAAAUCAUCCACGAGGUCUUUCAAACCCUCGGACGUUAACAUUGCAUAUUCCAUCACAGAAGACACAGAUACAACCACCUUCAGAGAACUUGCACUUAGUAGUUCCAAAACUGUCGAAACUUCAAAUAAGGUGGUCGAGACAUUGCAACUUAGUGAUAUCUUGAACCAGCCCUCUGCUUGUAAGUUAUUUGGUGAAUAUUUGAGCUACAGAAACAAGAGGUAUCAAUUAGAGUUUGUGCAGGCAAUAGACCAGUUGAAAGCACCAUUAGAAGAUGCCACAAUAGAUGAAGAUGGCGAAACCAAUCUUUCACUUUCACUUGAGUUUGGCACAAUCGAGGAUAUCAAGAAUAUUUACUACAACUACCUUGAGAAUAAUACUUUCAAUGUGGAUUACGACUAUAAGGGGGUCAUAGAGACCUUGGUAUUUUCCAAGGAUGAAAAAAGCGCCAUGGAGGUAUACAAGAAAUGCAGAAAGGAGUUGUUUAGGUUACAAAAAGAUAUCAUCCAAGCCUUGAACGAUGCUGAGUUCCAGUCUUUCAAGAGAUCUUCACUCUUUUCUAAGCUUAUUAAUUUUGAUACAAUUCAGGAUGACAAUGGCAGACACAAAAAGGCAAAAUCUAAAACCGAUAAUAAUGAAGUAAGUCUCCAAGUUUUGCAAGCCGUCGAAAAUGCUUUUACUCAGAUCAUGCAGAAUCCCGAGGCCAAUAGCGAGGACUUUUCGUUCAACAAGAACAAAGACCCUCCUAUUAUAUCUUCGUUUCUGGAUUACUCAGACGACAAGCCUGUGCUGACUAUUGAUAUGAAGAAGAGUUUAUUUGGUGAUUCUUCCAGUUUAUUCGGAGGAGACGCUAACGACAUGGGGUCGAAUAGACAUUCCAGGUUGUUUGAUGACGUGAGCGAUGAUUCUAUGACCGAUAGCGAUUCAAUGAAUUUAGAAGGUAGAGAUUCGCCAAUUGAAGAACCUUCCACAAUCGAGCAGGCUAGUAAUAGCGAUUCGCAAGUCUUUUUGGCUGCUCCCGGAGACCUUAGUUUGGCCGAAGAGAUUUCAAAAUUAACAGAGGAGAUCGAGAAGCUACACGAACAGAUUAUCAUUUUGGAUCCAUUGAUCAAAAAGGCUGAAUUAACCAACAACAUCACCGAAUUGAAGAUUUUGAGAAAAUCCAGGGUCAGUUUGGAUAGGGAAAUUAACUCUAAAGAACUUCAGAAACAGCAAUAUAUUGUUCAGGAGAAUGAUAACUCUCUUUACGGGAAGUCCAGAGUAAGCAUUCAAUCGUACAUUAGUGGAAAUGAGCACGGUAAGGAGUUUAUUUUAUACAUUGUUGAAGUCCAGAAGGUAUCCAGCGAUGACGCAAAUGUGGUUACCGCGGGCUGGAUAGUGGCAAGGAGGUUCAGUCAGUUCUUCAAACUUCAUGAAUAUCUUCGAGCAAGAUACCCACAGGUGGCCAACAUCAAGUUUCCCAAGCGCACAAUGCUGGUGUUAAAGUUUCAGCAGAGACUGUUGGUAGAUUUGCGGAAAACGGCUUUGGAAGAGUACCUUCAGCAGUUGAUCACAAUUCCGGAGGUUUGUUCCAACAAAGCAUUUCGGUCGUUUUUGUCGUCGGAAAACUUCAAUCUCCGCAAGAACCAGGCGUUCGAGGAGGGGGUGUCGAAUUCUGCCAACUACGAGAUGCGCCCCAAGAACAAUAUCGAAACGGUUGCAAAUAAGCUCUACAAUGGGAUUUCCAACAAGUUGAUCCAGCACACCAGCAGCGUGACCGAAAGCACCACCAACGAGGAGAUCAUGGAGAACAUCCGCGACAUGCAGAAGGAGUUGCGGCAGUACGACGAAGCGGGCGCUUCGUCUAGCGACAACGUCAACAAGGUGUUCGUCAAGCCGAUUUGCGACCUUCUCAUCGCGGUGUUCCGGUUGAACAACACCAAGAGCUGGAUCCGGGGCCGAGCGCUCAUCGUGAUUCUCCAGCAGAUCUUCGGCACCACCAUCGAGAAGAAGGUGAACGAACAGAUCAACCAGCAGCUACGCACCGAGGAAUCGAUCCUUGACAUUCUUAUCAUGUUGAAAAACACGAUUUUUCCCCACGGACGGUUCAAGGACCCGCCUAUGCUCAGGACCAUCUACCAACAGGCGAUGACCAAACAGGAGGCCAAGGUGCUCUUGGCGGUGUUCAUGAACGAGACGUGCUCAAAGAUCUUUGGUGCGUCCAACACCUCGUACGCGUCGUCGAACUUGUUCUCGAUGCUCCAGAACGACUACUUGAACAAGCACCUCCUAUUCGAGUUGCUCGACGAGGCGCUCGCCGCAGUGUUCCCGGAGAUCAAGCGAUAG
Molecule: messenger RNA, 3282 nt
Organism: Suhomyces tanzawaensis NRRL Y-17324
Lineage: Eukaryota; Fungi; Ascomycota; Pichiomycetes; Serinales; Debaryomycetaceae
Exons: 2
Coding region: 1-3282 (1093 amino acids)
Cellular component (GO): intracellular membrane-bounded organelle
Molecular function (GO): phosphatidylinositol binding
Source: RefSeq, a predicted model, not a curated record